Gadus chalcogrammus (walleye pollock) is the source of this 11464-nucleotide messenger RNA. RefSeq names its product nucleosome-remodeling factor subunit BPTF-like. Bases 259 to 10416 code for a protein of 3385 amino acids. The record is from RefSeq and is a predicted model, not a curated record. Gene Ontology annotation, molecular function: RNA polymerase II cis-regulatory region sequence-specific DNA binding. The transcript has 31 exons. Gene Ontology annotation, biological process: regulation of transcription by RNA polymerase II. Gene Ontology annotation, cellular component: NURF complex. NCBI's taxonomy places the organism in Eukaryota, Metazoa, Chordata, Actinopteri, Gadiformes, Gadidae.
AACAACGCUGAUUCUGCGUAAAGACCACGUGACUCCGGGUUCUUCACGGCGGAGAGAGGAGACAAAGAUGGCGGCUCAGUGAGGCGCGGAGCGGGACGCCGGGCCAGGGACUAUAGCAUCACACACCGGGGCACCAGGGACCGCAGGACCGCGUCUACCCACCACACACCCCGACGCCGUGCUACGCAGACCACGCCUGAUCGGACCUUCAACGGCUGAGAACCCGCAAACAAAGAUUAUCCCAGCCAAUUUGUUACCAUGAGAGGGAGAAGGGGCAGGCCGCCCAAAGCCCCGCCGGCCGAGGAGCAGCGGAGCCUGGCCCCGGUGCACGGCCUCAGACCCCGCAGGAACCUGAAGCCCCGGGCCCGGGACAGCGGGGACGAGGACACCGAGAGCCCCAAGAGGGAGAGGUCCAAGUCGACCCGGGGGAGGAAGCGGGGAGGCGCGGGGGGGGGGACAACACGGGGCCGGGGCCGAGGCAGGGGGGCAGGCCGCGGCAGAGGGAGAUGUUCGGCCGCCUCAAGGACCCUAGUGUACGACGACCACGAGAGUGAGGACGACGAGGACGACGCGGUCAGUCUCCGGUCAGAAGAGGAGGAGGUUGUCGAGGAGGACCCCGUGUCCGAGGAAGAGGCGGAGGAGGAGGAGGCCCUGAAGGAGGAGGUGGAGGGCUUGGAAGAUGUGCUGCUGGAGGAGGAUGAGGCUGUUGAUGGGGAUGACGGUGCCAGCCACUGCACGGAGAGCAGCGGCCACACCAGCACCCCGGGGAGGAGGAGACCCCGGGCCUCCCGGGCCCGCACCCCCCUCCUGGAGCAGAAGGAGGUGCCCCCCCUGGUGCUCCCGGAGAGCUCGGAUGACCUCCUGAUCCCCCGGAGGGAGCUCCUCAGCGUGGCCUCCGUCUACGAGGUGCUCCGCAGCUUCAGCGGCGUGCUGCGCCUCUCGCCGUUCCGCUUCGAGGACUUCUGCGCGGCGCUGGUCGGCGGGGAGCAGUGCACGCUGGUGGCCGAGACGCACAUCGCCCUCCUCAAGGCCAUCCUGCGCGAGGAGGACUCCUCCAACACCUCUUUCGGCCCCGCCGACCUCAAGGACUCGGUUAACUCCACGCUGUACUUCGUGGACGGCAUGACCUGGCCCGAGGCUGUGCGGGCGUACUGCGAGAGCGACAGCGAGUACCGCCACGUCCUGCCCUGGCAGGAAGGGGAGGAGUUUCCCUACGGGCCGCUGCAGAGCAAGGUGAAGGUGCUGCAGUUCCUCACGGACCAGUUCCUCACCACCAACAUGGCGAGGGAGGAGCUGAUGUCGGAGGGGGUGGUGAUCUCCGACGACCACUGCCGCGUGUGCCACCGGCUGGGCGACCUACUGUGCUGCGAGACCUGCUCGGCCGUCUACCACCUGGAAUGCGUAAAGCUGGCCGCCGUGCCGGAGGACGAGUGGCAGUGCGAGAUCUGCGCGGCGCACCGCGUGGCCGGCGUCACGGACUGCGUGUCCGAGAUGCAGCGCAGCCGGCCAUACAUCCGGGCCGAGCCGGUGGGAUACGACCGGCACGAGAGGAAGUACUGGUUCCUGAACCGCCGGAUCAUAGUUGAGGAGGAGGGGGAGAAGGAGCAGAAGGAGGUGUGGUACUACAGCACCAGGCAGCAGCUUGAGGAGCUGAUGGAGGUGCUGGACGGGCAGUACUGGGAGGCGGACCUGUGCUCCGCCCUGGAGGAGGUGAAGGAGGAGGCGCACACGCACAUGGACGUCACCGACGAGCUCACUGGCAAGGCCCGGGGAAACAACAAGGCCUACCUCACCGCCGCCAACGAGAUUAUCACGGCGCGCCUGAAGCUGAAGCGAGAGGAGCAGGAGGCCAGGAAGAGAGCUGAGGAAGCAGAGAAGGCCAAACGAGAGUUGGAAUGCGCCCCAGAUAAAGCAGAAGGCUCCUCGCAGGCUGAGGAGCCGGGAGGAGAGGAGGGCUCGGGGUUGGAAGAUGUCUGUCCUACAGCGCCUCCUGCUGGAGAAGAGGACAGCAGCGACCCGACCCUUAACCCUGUCACGGACCCCUCAGACCCCUCUGACUCAGCCCAUGUUGACCCUGCCUCCAGUCAGGAGAACCUCGCCCCCUCUGGAGAGACCUCACAGGAAGAGACUGAUACGAGCGGGAAGGAGGAGGGCAGCGGGAAGGAGAAGAAGGUGGAGGGGCCCCAGCCCACUGAGGAGCAGACCAACGUGGCCCUCAGGGUGCCGGAGGGGCCUGACCUGACAGACCGAUCCUCCCAGUGGUCCUUCACCAGCAAGGACGGAUCAGAGGACGGAGUGAAGCUCUGUGGGGGAAGAGCAGCGUCCGGAGGACCCGGGUCUGUCGACCAAUCGCUGACCAGCAAUAAUGGGCCGUCCCUCCCCCUGUCCCUCCCACCGCCCCCGCCCUGCUCUGACUCCUCCCUGGCAAAGGAGCAGGCGGAGCUUCGGGCAAACGCGGCAAACCUGUUCCGCCUGGGCCAGGAGGGGAAGUACCGCGUGUACCACAACCAGUUCAGCACCAACGUGCUGGCGCUGAACAAGCACCAGCACCGUGAGGACCACGACAAGCGCCGCCACCUCAGCCACAAGUUCAGCCUCACCGCCGCAGCAGACUUCCGCUGGAACGGCUCCAUCCACGGCUCCCGCGUGUUGACGGUGUCCACGCUGCGGCUCACCAUCAUCCAGCUGGAGGGCAGUGUGCCUGGGCCCUUCAUGCACCCCAACUGGGCCGCGCACAGGUCCAACUGGAAUAAGGCGGUCCAGAUGUGCAGUAAGGCCCGUGAGUUCGCUCUGGCCCUCGCCAUCCUGGAGUGCGCCAUCAAGCCCGUGGUCAUGCUGCCCGUGUGGAAGGAGUCCCUUGGACACACCCGGCUGCACCGCAUGACGUCAAUGGAGCGUGAGGAGAAGGAGAAGAUGAAGAAGAGGGAGAAGAAGCUUGAGGACGAGGAGACGCUGCAGCAGGCCACCUGGGUCAAGUACACCUUCCCCGUCAAGCACCAGGUGUGGAAGCAGAAGGGGGAGGAGUACCGCGUGACGGGGUACGGGGGGUGGAGCUGGGUCAGCAAGACCCACGUCCCCCGCUUCCUGCCCCGGCUGCCCGGCAAUACCAACCCCAACUACCGCAAGGAGCUGGAGGCUAAAGCCAGACUAGAAGGAACAACGUCAGGCAGCAACAAGCAGGAAGACAAACCCACAACCCAGAGCAGCGGGGAGGACAAGAAGCCCCCACCCCGGGCCCACACCGCCGGGGAGAAGGAGGAACAGCAGCAGCAGCAGGAGGAGAAAAAAACCGAGGAGGAGACAGAAACUAAGAUGGAGGUCGUGUCCUCCAGUGGCACAAAAGAGGAGCAGCAGGGAGCCUCCUCGCCCCCCACCGCCGCGGCCGGGCAGCCGGUGAAGGAGGAGGUCAUUGAGACGGCCAUGGAGGGCCCCGUGGAGACGGCCACGAGCCCCAAGGAGGGCACAGUGGAGAGGACUGUCGAGGGCCCAACAGAGGGGGCUGUAGAGGGGGCCAUGGAGGGCCCAAUGCAGGGCCCCAUCGAGGGGGCUAUGGGAGGGUGCCCGACGGAGGUUCCAACGGAGGCUGCCACGGAGGGCCCCAGUCCCGUGGAGGGCCCCACAGAGGGGGCCAAGGAGGUCCCUGUGGACGAUGCCGGGCAGGGCCCCAAGCCCUUCUACCACGACGUGGUGAACGUCAGCGAGGGCUUCCAGCUGCGCACGGCCUACAAGAAGAAGGUGCGCCCGUCGCGUCUGGACGUGCUGCUGGAGCGCCGGGUCAAGCAGUUCACCCUGGAGGAGAAGCAGCGGCUGGAGCGCAUCAAGCAGGCCGCGCUGCUCGGCCGCUUCAGCAAGGCAAAGGCCGACGCCCCCGAGGGCCCGCCGCCCGCGGCAACCCCCGCCCCCACCUCCACCCCCGCCACGGCGGAGGAUGCAAGCCCCCCGGGGAGGGAGGGGAGGGACAGCGCGGUGGUGAAGCGGCUGGAGUUCGACCAGGAGCAGACGGAGAGCCGGACGCGGACGUCAGGAGAGACGGACAACCUGGACGUGAGGUUAGGCUCCGCCCCGCCGGCCCCGCUGGCCCCGCUGGCCCCGCCCAACAUGGAGCUGAACGGAGGGGUGCGGCCGGACGACGAGUCGGCCAAGCGCCCCCCUGCGGACGAGGAGGGGGAGGGGCCGCGGGUGGGCGAGAAUGGCAGGAAGCGUCUGCUGGGGGAGGAGUCAGAGGACUGGGGGUCAGGGGUCAAUGGGACGGCGGCCGACCCCCAGCCCAGCGCCAACGGGGGCGACCGGCCGCAUGUCAACGGGACCGGAGCCCAGGACGGCAGCGUCCCUCCGCCCGCCAAGCUCCCCCGCCUGGAGAACCACCUGGGCAGGGGCGACGGCGUCGUCAUGGCGACCAGCAACAACCUGGGCGCCGCGCCCCCCGCCACCGUGGAGACUCCCCUGAAGACCGUCAGCCAGGUCACCACCAUCACCUCCGCCAUCACCACGGUGUCCACCACCUCCCACACCGUGGUCUCCGGGAACGGCGUGCCCGCCUCGGUCACCGUGGCGCACUCGACGGCGCUGUGCAGCACCGUCACCGCCGUCUCCUCCGUCACCACGACGACGAGCACGGGCCGGAGCCACCACCGGACGGUGUCGACGCGGGCUAGCGGCUCCAUGACGCUCAGCAAGGAGUACUCGACCCGCGACCGCGUCAGCCUGCUGCGCUUCUCCCGCUGCCGCAAGGCACGCUCGGGCACGGCGCUGCCCUCCUACCGCAAGUUCGUCACCAAGAGCAGCAAGAAAAGCAUCUUCGUUCUGCCCAACGACCAGCUGCAGCGGCUGGCCCGCCGGGCAGGGCUCAGGGAGGUCCCCAUCUUCAGCUACACCGCUAAGCCCGCCCCCGACAUCUGGCCCUACCCCUCGCCCCGGCCCACCUUCGCCAUCACCUGGAGGUACCGUCUCCAGACGGUACGCUCGCUGGCCGGGGUCAGCCUCAUGCUCCGCCUGCUAUGGGCCUCUCUCCGCUGGGAUGACAUGGGGGUCAAGCCCCUCUCUGCCAUGGGGACCACCAGGAAAGAGACCACGGAGACGGACAUCAUCACCACGGAGAUCAUCAAGCGGCGGGACGUGGGGCCGUACGGGAUCCGCUCCGAGUACUGCAUCCGCAAGAUCAUCUGCCCGCUCAGCAUCAGGGACACGCCCAGCAAAGAGACCCCCACCCCUCAGAGGAAGGGUCUGCGCUCCAGCGCUCUCAGGCCCAGGAAGCCUGAACCCGCCAAGCAGACCGGCCCCGUCGCCGUGGAGACGUGGGUGACGGAGGAGGAGCUGGAGCUGUGGGAGAUCAGAGCCUUCGCUGAGCGGGUGGAGAAGGAGAAGUCCCAGGGCGUAGACCCCUCUAAGAUGGGGGGCAGUCUGAAGACGGCCGAGGAUGUGAAGGCUCACCUGGAGGCUCAGCUCAAACAGGCGCGGCUCGCUGCCCAGCAGAAACGUCUGGAGCAGCAGAAGGCCGGCCUCACCACCUCCAUCUCCUCCAUCACGGCCACCCCCCCCACCGCCUCCAUGGCCACCUCGCCCUCCUCCUCCUCCUCGUCCUCCUCGUCGUCCUCCUCAGCCCUGCGGGGGGCCGGGCUGACCCCCGGGGCCAAGCUGGUGCUGGCCUCAAAGCUCAGCUCCCCCGUGCCCUUCCAGAAGGACAAGGACCUCCACCAGUCCUUCGCCUCCUGGGUCAAGCAGGGGCAGGCCAGCCAGGCCGCCUCAGCAGGGGGCGCUCAGGACGCGGUGGGGAUCUUCCCCUCCGGACCCCCGGCCAACCUGCGCACCUACAGCACUCUGCACCCCACCACGGGGAACCUCAACCUGAGGGCCUCCACACCGAAGAUCGUGGCGUCGUACCGCUCUCCAGUCCAGGCAGCCUUGCCCGGCGUCUCCGUGUCCGGAGGUCCAGUAGCGACCCAGCAAGGUUCCCCCGGGUCGAAUGCCGGCCCCGUGCAGACCGGCCUGAUCCAGAGAACGGCCCAGGCCCCGCCCCCCUCGGCCCCGCCCCCCAGCCCCCAGCCCGGCCGUCCCCAGCAGGGCCAGGUGAAGCUCACCAUGGCCCAGCUGCUGCAGCUCACCCAGGGGGCGCAGGCGGGGAACCCGGGCCUGACGGUGGUGAUCCAGGGCCAGGGUCAGACCCAGGGCCAGCUGCAGAUCCUCCCCCAGGGGGUCACCGUUAUCCCCGCCCCCGGCCAGCAGCUGAUGCAGGCCGCCAUGCCCAACGGGGAUGUCCAGCGCUUCCUCUUCACCCCCAUGGCCACCGGCGCCACGGCCCUGCCCCCCACCGAGACCUCGGCUCCUCCCCCCGCAGCCCCGAUCCCCUCAGCCCCACCAGCACCUGUCCAGGCCCCCUGCCCCGCCCUGACUCCCAACACAACCCAUGUCCCCUCCCCAACACAGGCGAUAGCCCCGCCCCUGGUGGCCCCUCACCCGGCCCAGGGCGGGGCCCCCACCGUACCCCAGACGCGGGUGCUCACCAGACCCCCGCCCCCCCCCAUGGCGUCCCCCCCUCCCAUCUACGCACAAACCCCGACCCCGGUCCCUGGACCCGGUUCAGCACAAGCUACGGCCCCGCCCCCCCCACGGCAGGUCUUCACCGCGGUCCCGCCCCCUGCCGUGUCCUACGCCACCCCCCUGACCCCUGCCCUCACUCAGGCGCCAGCGCCCCUGCAAACGCCCGUCGGAGCCCCCGCUGUCACGACGUUCCACACCUCCCCCCUGGCGGCCCCGGCCACUUUCCCCUCGGCGGUCCCGUUCCCUGUCCGGACGCAGCCCGGCCUCACGGCGCCCCUCGCUGUCCCCUCCCCUGCUCCGGCUGCACUGCAUGCCCACGCGGCCAAGCCCCUUUACGUUCCCGUGGCGGCGGCGGUUGUCACGCCAGUCACGGCCACGGCGACCACGCCCUCAGUGCCAGCGCUGGCGGAGCUCCGGAUGGCCCAGCCCUCCCGAGACGCGGGGGUCUGGACCCCAGCCCCCCCCCAGGCCCAGCCGGCCGCCUUCCCCACGCAGCCUCCCCCGCUGGCCCCUCUGUCCAGCCUCGGCAGCCUCCCUGCCCCUUCGUCAGCCAUCAACCACCCGGCCGCCUUCGCUUCCUCCCCCGUCAGCCCCCCGGCCCCGGCCCCGGUCCAGUCCCACCCCCUGGUCCAGCACGCCGCCCCCACACAGCAGCUCCUUCCCCAGAGUGCGGUCUCCCCCAUGCACGCCCCCCCUCAGACUCUCCUGUCCUCGUCUGUGGUCUCCCAGGCCGCUGUGAGGCCGCCGCCCCCCCAGACUCAGGCCCAGCUCCGGCCUCAGAUUCAGGUCACACAAGCCCCGCCUCUGGCCCACAUGCAGACCAUCAGAGUCCAGAUCCAGCCCCAGUCCCAGGUGGCAACGCCCGCCCAGCAGACCUCUCCACUCCCAGCUCAGGCCCCCGCCCAGACCCAGCCUCAGGUAGUGUUCCAGAACCACCAGAACCUCUCGGCGGCCCCCCUCCAGCCCCGGCUGCAGCCCCAGUAUCACCCCCAGAUCCAGGUCCAGUUCCAGUCCCAGAACGCCGCCCCGCAAGGCAAGACCCACGCCAUCAUUCAGCACCAGCAGCAGAUCCACAUCCAGACGCAACAGCCCCUCCAGACGCAACCCCUCCAGACGCAACCCCUCCAAACACAAGCCCCCCAGCUUCAGCCCCACCUCCAGCCCCAGCAGCAGAUCCAGAUCCAGGCCCAGAUCCAGACACAACCCCUCCAGCAGCUCCAGCCACAAGCCCACCUCCAGCCCCAGCAACAGAUCCAGGUUCAGACUCACAUCCAGCCCCAGCAGCAUACGCUCCAAACACAACUCCAGCCCCAACAACAGAUCCAAGCCCACACACAGCCCCAACCACAGCAGGUCCAGACACAAGUCCUCCUCCAACCCAAGCAGCAGUUGCAGACGCAGCUUCUGCCCCAACAGCAGGUCCAAGGCCAGCUCCAGCAGGUCCAAGGCCAGCUCCAGCAGGUCCAAGGCCAGCUCCAGCCGGUCCAAGGCCAGCUCCAGCCGGUCCAAGGCCAGCUCCAGCAGGUCCAAGGCCAGCUCCAGCAGGUCCAAGGCCAGCUCCAGCCGGUCCAAGGCCAGCUCCAGCCGGUCCAAGGCCAGCUCCAGCAGGUCCAAGGCCAGCUCCAACAGGUCCAGUUCCAGUCCCAGCCCCACAUCCAGGUGAUCCCCCAGACCCCCCAGCAGCAGGUGGCGGUCCAGCCCAAACUGCAAGUCCAGUUCCAGCAGCAGCAGCAGACCCAGAGCCCGCUGCAGGCCCCCCAGCUCCAGGUGCAGUCCCCCCUCCGGCACCAGCUUAUCAGCGUGCCGGGCCUCCAGCAGCCCGUCCAGCUGCUGUCCGCCCUGCCGCCACACGUAGCGGCCCAGAUCCAGGCCCAGAUCCAGGCCCAGAUGCAGGCCCAGGGCGGGGCGGUGCCCCAGCAGAUCAAGCUGCAGCUCCCAAUCCAGAUCCAGCAGCCGGGGGGGCAGGUCCAGACCCACCAGAUCCAGAACCUGGUGACCAUCCAGGCCCAGGCCAGCGUGGUCCCCAGCCCGGGGGAGCUGGGCCGGCUGCAGCACCAACCGCAGCCACAACAGAACCAGCUCAAUCAACAGCAGCAGAACCAGCUCCAUCAACCACAGCCGCCGCCCAAGAAGAAGAAGAACGAGAGCAAAAGGGAGCAGAGAGAGCAGGCCCUGCUAGGCUCCAGCCCCGCAGACAGCCUCAGCAAACAGGCGACGGUGAAGCAGACGGCCUCGGAGCAGCAGAAGCAGAGGAAGAGUCUGGCGGCGGCGGAGCGCGAGGAGAACCACAGGAUGAUGGUUUGCAACCAGGUGAUGAAGUUCAUCCUGGACAAGAUGGAGAAGGACGAGAAGCAGGCGGCUAAGAAGAGGAAGAAGGAGGAGGUGGUGGAGCAGAAGCGCUCCAAGCAGAACGCUACCAAGCUGACGGCGCUGCUGUACAAACACAAGGAGCAGCUGAAGGCCGAGAUCCUGAAGAAGAGGGCGCUGCUGGACAAGGAGCUGCAGCUGCAAGUACAGGACGAGCUGAAGCGGGACAUCGUCCGGCUGCAGAGGGAGAAGGAGAAAGCGCGGGCGGCCAUCACGCAGGCCGCCGCCGCCGUCGCCAAGGCAACGCCUCGCCCCGCCCACCCCCUGACGUCGCCCCCGCCCCCGUCUUCAUCACAACCCCCCGCCCACUCCUCCCACAAACGCAAGCGGGAGGAGGAGCGGAGCCGGGAGAGAGACAAGCACCGCGAGAAGAGCAAGAAGAGGGACAAGGAGAGGGAGAGAGACCGGCCCCCGGAGAGAGACCAGCCCCCGGAGAGAGACCGGCCCCUGGAGAGGGAGAGACCCCCCCCGGACAAGGAGAGACGCUUGGACAAGGAGAGGCCCGCGGAGAGGGAGAAUGAGAAAGACAGGCCCCCCGAGAGGGAGAGGGAGAGAGACAAGCAGCGGGAGAGACCGCGGGACAAGGAACGGGCGGAGCGGGACCCCCUGAAGCACAAGAAGAAGAAGGGACUCUCGGCCUCCAGGGACCACAAGAAGGAGGCCAAGCUGUACUGCCUCUGCAGGACGCCCUACGACGAGGCCAAGUUCUACAUCGGCUGCGACCUGUGCUCCAACUGGUUCCACGGCGUGUGCGUGGGCAUCACGGAGAAGGAGGCCAAGAAGUUGGAGGACUUCGUGUGUCCGGGCUGCAGGCGGGGCCAGCAGGGGGGCGCUGCUGCCGACACAGGAAGCUUUCCCGAGGCCGCAGGAAGUGGGACGGAGGCGGGAGACGGGCCCAAGGUGGGAAGCUGUCCAGAGACGGGAAGUGCUCAGGAGACAGGAAGUGCCCCCGAGAUCGUCGUCGUGGUGGAGGAAGUAGGCGGCGGCCAGGAGCUGUACUGCAUCUGCCGGACGCCAUACGACGAAACACAGUUUUACAUCGGCUGCGACCGCUGCCAGAACUGGUACCACGGCCGCUGCGUGGGCAUCCUGCAGAGCGAGGCCAACCACAUCGACGUGUACGUGUGUCCGCAGUGCCAGUCCACCGAGGACGACAUGACGGUGCUCACCCCGCUCACCGACAAGGACUACGAGGGGCUGCGUAGGAUCCUGCGCUCGCUGCAGACUCAUAAGAUGGCGUGGCCCUUCCUGGAGCCGGUGGACCCCAGCGACGCCCCCGACUACUACCGCGUCAUCAAGGAGCCAAUGGACCUGGCCACCAUGGAGGGCCGGCUGCAGCUCCGUCACUACCGCAAGCUGACAGAGUUUGUGGCGGACGUGACCAAAGUGUUCGACAACUGCCGCUACUACAACCCCAACGACUCGCCCUUCUUCCAGUGUGCCGAGGUCCUGGAGAGCUUCUUCGUCCAGAAGCUCAAGGGGUUCAAAGCCAGCAGAUUGUCUGCCUCAUAAGUGUCCCCCUAGUAGCCUUGGAGGCUGGAUGCUGGGGGUCUUGGUAGUCAUGGAAACAGGCCAUUUCAUGUGUUGAUUGUUUGUUUGUAACACACAUUUCUUUUUAAAACGCUCCAAACUUGCAUUGACAAAAAACAACACAAAUCUUUCAAAAUGGCUGCCGUGUUGGCAUGUGUUAUGAAUGUUAUGUUUUGUCUGUUACUUUUUUUUUGCUUUUCUUCUGACCGUUUAAAAGAAACUCUCAAAUCUCCCCCUGAAAACAGUCCUCUGCAAAAUAUCAAUCAUGAUUCUCAAAUGUCGUUCAUGUAAUGUAGUAUUGGGUUGAAUCAGACAUUUUUUAUUUUUAUGUUGGACUGUACAUUUUAUUAUAAUCUAAUGAUAAUAUUAAUAAUAAUUAGCUAUGACCUCCAUUUCUGACACUUUACACCAACCCAUGUUCCGUUCAAUAAACCUGAUGUCAAUAAUGCUCAUCAAGGUGUUGGUAAUCACUGCUAAUCAGUUUAAAGAGUAAGACGUUUUAAAACACUUAUUUUGAAGGAGUUCUACUCAUGGAUCACCGACUCAGCCAUUGGCUGGAGCUGGGUCCAAACCCCAGCCUUACUGGGCCCCUUAUGGGUCACCUGACCUGUCACCUGACUGAACCAUGCCUCUAGAAGCUAGCAUAGUUCACUGUCCGGCACCAUUCAGGCGUUCUCUGUACCAGACACCAUCAUGGCUCCACCCCCUCAUCCUCCAUCAUGCUAUCACAUGUCCGACCAUUAACCGGUUAAUAAAGCCAACAAGUACCUUAACCUGUCCGUCCCCCCUCCCCGUCCCCCCUCUCUCUAACAGGUCUCACAUCAACAAACCACAGCCCGCCACCACCGCUUAGAACACACACACACACACACACACACACACACACACACACACACACACACACACACACACACACACACACACACACACACACACACACACACACACACACACACACACACACACACACACACACACAGAGCAUAGAAAAAGCACUUGCCAAGAAUGCAGCUUUUGACUGAACUUUGGU